CCACGUUGUCUUCCGUUUGCUGCCGUCGUCGUCGACUUUUUCAUGGCUAAUGUGUUCCGCAGGCUGCCGCUGCUGCUCCUCGUUGUGCUGUUGCUGCUCCUCGUGGUUCUCUUCCGCGUGUGUAUCCUUGGGAACAUGCCGCCGCGUCGACGCAAAACAAGGUCUUCGAUGAAGGACGCCAGGAUGGAGGCACGGCAGGCGAUCCCCCAGUUCGGUGGGGAGCAGGUCGGAGGGAGGCGGUGCGGUGGGAGCCUGUCGACCGUUGGCCGGGCCUCCCAGCGGGUUGGGUGUGAUGCAUUCCCACCGCACUUGCAACCACUCCCCGGCUCAUCGGACGAGGAGGAGGAGGUGGAGAGAUGGCCACAAACCGUGUCGUUGGGCUGCGGAUCAAUGCAGGAAUGGUCAGCCACGGAGCUGUGCGGGACGGGCGGCGACGUGUACGAGCAGUCGUUCACUCAACUCCUUCGGCCUGGCCUUGGCGAAGACGAAGGAGAUGGCCGCGUCAACCUGUCGUUUGGUUUGUCCACCGGGCGGUCUACAACUCCAUCACACACAGUGCUCGUGCGACCCCACCCCGGCGACGAAGGCGGGCAAUUGACAGCUGUUGAUCGAUCAGCGAGGACGAGGGCGUUGGCGAGUGAGAUGGCGGGAGCGAACCGGAACUCGUCGACGGCCCAACCACGGGCGGCCUCUUUGUCCAAGGGCGCCCAGGGUCGGCCGGAGUGGAUGCAGUUGCCAUCUCCCCUGUCUGCGGCGUCGGAAGUGGCACGAGGCCGUGGCGUCGGAGUCGACGGCGGGACCGACUUCUUGGAUGUUGGUGAUGGUCGCGACGGGAGGGAGGUGUGGAGGGACCUGCGGCGGGAUCACCGGCUGCGGCGAGAGGAAUACAUCACACGUGGGGUGGAGCGUCUUCACGUGGGAGACUGGGAGAACGAGAACGAGACGGACGAUCCACGGGCGGAAGCAGACGACGACGACGACGAAGACAACGACGUAGAGUGUGGGAAAGGGGGGGGUGGUCACGCGUCGCCAUCGUUGCAGACCGGCAUGGCUGGUAAGGGUGGGAAGUCCAAGCCUUCCGGCCGCAAUGCUCGUUCGCGGGCGAAAAAAGGGCAGGGAAAGGGGAGCGGUGGCGAAGGCGACGGUGAUGCGGAGGAGAAGCGCAACUUCUGGUCCGUGGAACACAUUAUAGCCCUCAUAAGGGCUAAACGUGACCAAGAUGCGCAUGUGCAGGGGAUGGGGCACGCAUACGCACGAAUGAAACCGCGAGAAUGGAAAUGGCAAGACGUCGCCCAAAGGUUGAAGAACGUCGGCGUGUACAGGAAUGCGGAGAAAUGCGGGAAGAAGUGGGACAAUCUAAUGCAGCAGUUCAAGAAAGUUCAUCACUUUCAAUCACCAUCAGGGGGUGCCGACUUUUUCCAGUUGACGUCGAAGGAGAGGGCGAGCAGGGGCUUCAAUUUCACGAUGGAUCGCUCAGUUUAUGACGAGAUAGAGGGGUCGACUGGGAUGAACCACACCAUCCACCUGAGGAACGUGGCAGACACUGGUGCGCCUGGCGGCGUGCGCCCGCCUUCGACGUCUUACGUGGAUCCUGACUCGGUGGCGGACGGGGAAGGUGGUGCAGGGCGAGAAGACGACGAGGAGGGGUCGAUGUGAGGCUCUUCGCAAACGACGGGCACCCUCGGCGGUUCUGGGAAAAGGAAGAACACGAGGCAGCAGACUUUCGAGG
This is a messenger RNA of Chara braunii, 1729 nucleotides long. NCBI's taxonomy places the organism in Eukaryota, Viridiplantae, Streptophyta, Charophyceae, Charales, Characeae. The record is from the annotation of a GenBank genome assembly.